GCUGAUGUUUUAGUUACUGUUGAGCAGCGCUUACUCCACGUCAAGGACACUUCAGUUUCCCAUGCUCUGCCAGUGAGCAGGUGCACAAGAAGCCAGGAGGGGACACAGCCAGGACAGCUGACCCAAACUAGCCAAAAGGAUAUCCCAUACCAUGGAACGCCAUGCUUAGUGUAUAAAAUGGGGGGAGUUGGCCAAAGCUGCCAGUCACUGCUCGGGGACCGGCUCAGCAUUGCGCAGCAGAAACCAAGCAUCUGGAACAAACAAAACACAGGAGUUGCAAAUCGAGCUGAGAAAGAUAUUGAGCAGAAGACAGAAGAGGAGCAUAUAUUAGAUAAAUCAAGGAAGAAACUAGAAGAGAAAGCAAAGCUCUAUGAGAAAAUGACAAAAGGCGACUUCCCAGAUGAAGAAACUGAGGAUUUGUACCUAGUGGAUUUCACUCAGAAGAUCAUAGAUAAACAGCACGAAGUGCAGGAACUGUAUCAGAGCGAAGCUGCUCAAAAGACUUUAGAAAAAGAAACAGAUGAUGAGGAAACUCAACCUGAAAUGGAAAUACCACCACCUGAGAACCCAGAUGAAGAAUGGGUUGAUUAUGUUGAUUUCCUGGGCCGAUCUAGACGCUGUAUGAAGAAAGAUUUGCCAGGUCUACUUAAAAUGGAUCAGGAACUUCAAGGGAAAAGACAAGGUCUUGAUGGGAAUACUCUUUUAUCUGAAGACAUGAGAAAAGAACUUCAGAGGCAACAGUGGGAAAAAGAAGAGGAAGAAGCCCUCAGAAAACCCAUGGGACCCAUUCAUUAUGAGGACAUUCGAGAAAAUGAGGCCAGGCAGCUUGGUGUUGGUUACUUUGCCUUUUCUCGUGACAAAGAACUUAGGAAUAAACAACGGGCAACACUGGAUAUGCUAAGAGAGCAGACACUUGAUCAGAGAACUAAACGUGAACAGUUAAAAGAAAAAAGGAAGGCAGCUCUAGAUGCAAGGCUGUCUAAACUUCGAGCACGGAAGAUUAAGAAGUUAAGGGAAGCUGGAUUAGAGGAAGAGGCAGAAAAAUUGGAGAAAGGAGAGGUGAAAGGUGUCACUGAGGAACCAGAAGCUCCCAGAGUUACUGCAGCAAGCAGAAAGGUAGAGGUUGUCAUCCAGGAGAGAAGAGAUACAAAGCCUGGAGUGCCUUAUGUCCGAGAGUGGGAUAAAGGCAAAGAACUGAUGUUUGGACAGUGGUCAAAGAAACAGGAAGAACUCAGGGAUGAGCGAGAUCCAGAAUUUGCACCACCUUCUGAUUACUUUACGGGACAAAAAAAGGAUGAUAAUUACAGAAGUCAGAAUUUGAACAGUCCUGAAACCUCAUCUGAAAAACUGGAAACAGAGAAAAUGCAAAACCAACAGACGCCAUCAGUGCAGGCUAACAGCAGCAGUGUUGAAGAUGUGCCACCGUCACUGCAGGCUUACAACAGCAAUGUUCAAGACGAGUCGGCAUCAGCAGAGGCCUGUGGCAGUGACACUCAAGAUGUGCCAUCAUCAGCGGAGGAUGACAGCAGUGAUGAUGAGGGUACGCUGCCAUCAGCACAGGCUUAUGGCUAUGGCGCUCAAGGUGGGCUGCCAUCCAUGCAGGUUUAUGGCUAUGGCGCUCAAGAUGUACUGUCAUCAAUGCAGGCUUACGGCUAUAGUGCUCAUGAUAUGCCAUUUCCAAUGCAGCCUUACGGCUACGGUGCUCAAGGUAUGCUGCCACCAAUGCACACUUACGGCUACAGCGGUCACGAUAUGCCCUUUCCAAUGCAAGCUUACGGCUAUGGUGCCCAAGAUGUGCCCCCAGGAAUGCAGGCCUGUGGCUGCAGCGCUCAAGAUGUGCCCCCAGGAAUGCAGGCCUGUGGCUGCAGCGCUCAAGAUGUGCCCCCAGGAAUGCAGGCCUGUGGCUGCAGCGCCCAAGAGGUGCCACCAGCAGCACAGGCCUGUGGCUGCAGCGCCCAAGAGGUGCCACCAGCAGCACAGGCCUGUGGCUGCAGCGCCCAAGAGGUGCCACCAGCAGCACAGGCCUGUGGCUGCAGCGCCCAAGAUGUGGCAUCUUCAGUGCAGACCAACAGCAGUGACACUCAAAAUCAGGAACCACUUUACCAAAGUUUAGAUGAUAUGCUGUCUUACUACAGACAAGUGACUUGAACUGAGCGAAAAAGAAAGCAAGAAUUAUGAUAUAAAGGACUGAAAUAGAAUUAUCUUCUUGGCAAGAAUGUGAUUUUCCCACAUCUGGGAAAAAAAUAUUCUGUAAGUAGAUCCAAAUAAAUCUCCUGGAGACCUAAGCUGUUUUACAUCA
Messenger RNA from Falco peregrinus (peregrine falcon), 2299 nucleotides. RefSeq names its product coiled-coil domain containing 174 (gene CCDC174). The record is from RefSeq and is a predicted model, not a curated record. The transcript is spliced from 10 exons. NCBI's taxonomy places the organism in Eukaryota, Metazoa, Chordata, Aves, Falconiformes, Falconidae. Bases 178 to 2148 code for a protein of 656 amino acids. Gene Ontology annotation, cellular component: nucleus.